GGAAAUUUUUUUUUUUUUUUUUUUAUGGAAUAUGGCAAAUUGUUAUCAAUUAGGCAAAAAAUCUACAAGAGGAACAGUAAUCCGCACUAAAGAUGGGGCUCACAUCCUAGUGGCCCAUCUGAUGUGUAGAGUGUAUCCAGCCGUUGAUUCUAUUUAACCGUGCAAAUAAAUACAGACCUGAGCCUGAGGGACCCUCUCAUCUAAUGCGGUUAAGUGGGGCUCUCUUCCAUUGUUAGGGUUUGUUUCUCUGUGUUUCUUGUUGUCUCCUAUUUUAUUUUAUUUUUACGUAUAAUUUUUUAAUUAGAAUAACCACUCUUCCAAUUCUCAAUUAGUCUUUCUAAUCCUUUGGAGUGCAGGAAAGCUUCAUUGCUUCAAAGCACAGUCAACGUAUCAAAACUCUGCUUCUCUGUUGUUCUUGAUUUCUGCCCCUGCAAAACACACACAGUAGCCCCUCCAAAAUAGAUUUGAAUUUUUACUGCUUCUUAAAUUCAUAAAUUUAAAAUCUUUUCCCUGUUUAUUAUAUGGGUUUUGAUCAUACUUUUCUGGGUCUUUUUUAAUUUAAGAAUUUCUGGGAAUUUUUUUUUUUCACUAAGGAUGGAAGCGAAUCCUACCCGUGAUGGCCAUUUCAGCGAAGAAGAGGACACCCACAGUGUCGAUGUCUCUCCCUCCGAGACGGCGACGCCAAUGGUGGUGGAGCCGCCGGAGCAACCGCCGAUGGCUGCACUGAAAGAAGAGGUCACGGACACGGAGCAAAGCCUGGAAGAGCCUCUUCCGGUGAGCGUUAUUCCGAUGCCGUUGACUACGUCAACGCUGGCGGUGGCGAGGAAACCGUCGAAGGACCGCCACACGAAGGUGGAGGGCCGCGGCCGGAGAAUCCGAAUGCCGGCGACGUGCGCCGCCAGGAUCUUCCAGCUGACCCGGGAGCUGGGCCACAAGUCCGACGGGGAAACAAUCCGGUGGUUGCUUGAGCAAGCUGAACCGGCGAUUAUAGAAGCCACCGGUACCGGAACGAUCCCGGCCAUCGCUGUGUCCGUCGGCGGCACCCUAAAGAUUCCAACAUCAUCGCCAGCGAGGCCAGAUGGAGAAGAUACCCCGAGGAAGCGAAGGAGAAGAGCAUCGAACAGUGAGUUCAUUGAUGUGAACGAUCAAGUUUCAGUGUCUUCAGGGCUUGCACCAAUUGCACAAACCGCAUACGGUGGUGGUGGUGGUAAUGGUGGCGGCGGCGCACUAGUCCCUUUGUGGCCUGUGGGUGGCGGCGGUGGGUCUAAUGGUACAGGGCCUUUCUUAAUGUUCCCGAAUGGUGGAAACCAGCCUCAGUACUGGGCCAUUCCUGCAACUGCAGCACCGUUUUUUAAUGUACAAGCAAGACCCAUUUCGGAUUUUGUUUCUGCUAUGCAGAUGCAACAUGUUACCUCAUCCUCCAGUGCUACCACCACUCAGACGCUCAGGGAUUUCUCUUUGGAAAUCUAUGACAAGAAAGAGCUUCAAUUCUUGGGUCGCUCUGCUUCAAAUUCAGAACCACUACCUCCCACUUCAAAGGCUUGAGAAUUGUAGCACUAGCAGCAUGUGGGAGGAAAAAGGUUUUGACUUUAGGGUUUUUUUUUUUUUUUUUUUUUUUUUAAUAUUUGGGAACUAAAGGACAGAGAUAGUUUCUGCCAUCUGUGUUUUGUUUGUUUUUGGUUAAUGCUUAGGAACAUAUUUCAAGA
Molecule: messenger RNA, 1706 nt
Organism: Gastrolobium bilobum
Lineage: Eukaryota; Viridiplantae; Streptophyta; Magnoliopsida; Fabales; Fabaceae
Product: transcription factor TCP19
Exons: 2
Coding region: 595-1545 (316 amino acids)
Cellular component (GO): nucleus
Molecular function (GO): DNA-binding transcription factor activity; sequence-specific DNA binding
Source: RefSeq, a predicted model, not a curated record